Molecule: messenger RNA, 1624 nt
Organism: Cucumis melo (muskmelon)
Lineage: Eukaryota; Viridiplantae; Streptophyta; Magnoliopsida; Cucurbitales; Cucurbitaceae
Product: SEC12-like protein 2
Exons: 10
Coding region: 110-1252 (380 amino acids)
Biological process (GO): protein secretion
Cellular component (GO): endoplasmic reticulum membrane
Molecular function (GO): GTPase activator activity; guanyl-nucleotide exchange factor activity; protein binding
Source: RefSeq, a predicted model, not a curated record
GAGAGAGAAAGGCCCGAAGGAGUAGACUAGAUUCUCGCUUAAUUUGCACCAAAAUUCAGACACAAAACCAUAAGGGAAGCAGAGACAAAAAGGCUUCAAGAGAAAACGAAUGGAAACUCCCGAACCUUCCAAUUCCCGCAAGUAUGGCGUUCCUUUUUAUGCUGCCGCUUGGUUCCCUUCAACUUCUCUCAAAUCCGAACACCAACCUUCACAAUCUGAAGAUCCUCCUCAUCAAUCCGCUGAUGCUGACAUUUCCGCCGCCGACAACAAAUCAGUUCCAUCUCAUCUCGCCAGUUACUACGUAGCUGCCGCUGGCGGUGGCGGAGAAGGUCGGAGUGGGAUUUCCAAUGCCCUCAUACUCGCUCAUUUCGAUUUUGAUUCCCGCUCGCUCUCUGAUCACCCUGUUGCAAAAUAUGGAACUGGUUCUGAUUUACCUUACAGAAUGGCUAUUCAUCCAGCUGGAGAUGGAAUUAUCUGUUCUCUGCCAAAAAAUUGCUGCCUGUUUAAAGUGGAUACUGAGAAGGAUGCUGGAGAUGGGAAACUUGGACUAAAACUCUCUCAGGAGGUGCUCAGCCCCUUGGAAGAUGUUGGACAGCAGUUAUCAUUGGCAUUUAACAAAGAGGGCUCUUUGCUUGCCACUGGUGGUGAGGAUGGCAAUUUAAGGGUCUUAAAGUGGCCUAGCUUGGACAUUGUUCUCAAUGAGCCCAGUUCCCAUUCUACGGUCAAGGACUUGGAUUUCAGUCCUGAUGGCAAAUAUCUUGUCUCCUUAGGUGGCCCUUGUAGAGUGUGGGAUAUAACUUCAUCAACUUUAGUAACCUCUCUUCCGAAAGAAAAUGAUGAGGUUUUUAUCUCAUGCAAAUUUUCUUUGACCAACAACGGGGAUAUGGUUUUGUACACUGCUGCAGUGACUGGCAAAGGUGGAAGCAUUGUAUCUUGGAAUGCAACCACUUGGAGGAGCGUAGCCUCAAAGCUCAUAACUCGUGAUAAUAUUACUGCAUUCAAUGUUUCGGCUAGUGGAAGACUUCUUGCCUGUGGUACAACUCAGGGAGAUGUUCUGAUCAUGAAUUCAACCAGCUUGCGAGUUCUAAAGAUAGUUAAAAAGGCACACCUUGGUUUUGUAACGGCAUUGAGCUUUUCCCCCGAUUCAAGAGCUUUGGUUUCUGCAUCAAUGGACUCCAGUGCUAGGGUGACUGUAAUUGAGGAGGAGCAGAAAAAAGGUCAUUGGUGCACCACACGUCUUACAUCUGUCUAAAAUUCUAAAAUAUCUACAGUAAAUUCAGUGGUAAUUGGUGAAGUUGACACUCUUGAAAGUAUAGGGAUAUUUUUGAAACAAACAACGAAGUUAAGGGUGAAGAUGUACCGAUACUCCACCAUCACUAAUAGUGAGCUUAGGUUUAAAACAGCAUGAUGCUUUGACUUUGAUAGAAAACAGCAUAAUAUUACUCUGGGAUUUUAACCGGAGAAUAUGUUGAUUGUUUUGUGUCAUGGUUGUUAAUGGUGGAAAAUGUGAUGUGCUUGAUGCAACCUGAUUAGAACAAUUCUUUUGACAUUCAUACUUGAAGGGACAUUAUUGUUAUCAUUAUUAUUAUCUUUUUAAAGAUCAAUGAUAUGCUGUUUAGGGACU